AUGACUAGUAAACCAGCACUUUUAGUUGGAAUAAGUGGGUGUUCGUCUUCUGGUAAGACUACGCUUUCAAAAUUGGCUAGUUAUGCUGUACCUGGAUCCAUAUUAAUCCAUCAAGACGAUUUCUAUAAACAUGACAACGAAAUUCCUAUAAAUGAGGAAUAUAUGCUUCAAAAUUGGGACUGUGCUGAUGCAUUACAUUUUGAAGCUUUUACUAGAGAACUGCAGAAUAUUAAAUCAUUGGGUCGUAUGUCAGUAAAGCCAGUUAAAAACGACAACCAUGAUGGUGUAUUGAAGUUCAAUAUAGAUGAUGGGUUUUGGGAGUCUAUUAACAGCCAAUAUGGGACACGGAUAAAAGCCCUAAGCUAUAUGGUCGUGUUUGUGGAGGGUUUUAUGCUUUAUCAUGAUGAAUGCUUAGCUUCGCUAUUUGAUAUCAAGCUCCUUCUCAGGGCUCCGUAUGCUACGCUUAAAGCACGUAGAGCGGCGAGACCAGGUUACCGCACGCUGGAUUCGUAUUGGAUCGAUCCUCCUUAUUACUUUGAUGAAUUCGUAUACAAGUCAUAUGCAGAAUCACAUAGAAGUUUGUUUGCAGAUGGUGAUGUCGAAGGCAAGUUGCUGUCCUCAGACAUAACGGAGAUUUUGAAUGAUGAAACUACAGAUAUUAGGAACGUUUUAGUUUCAGUUCUAGAGUCGGUUCUAAAUGUUGAAUCAGAACUAACCUCAAACACUCUAACCGGCUAG
This is a messenger RNA of Eremothecium cymbalariae DBVPG#7215, 738 nucleotides long. RefSeq names its product ribosylnicotinamide kinase (gene NRK1). NCBI's taxonomy places the organism in Eukaryota, Fungi, Ascomycota, Saccharomycetes, Saccharomycetales, Saccharomycetaceae. Gene Ontology annotation, cellular component: cytoplasm. The record is from RefSeq and is a predicted model, not a curated record. The coding region runs from base 1 to 738 and encodes 245 amino acids. The transcript has a single exon.